AUGGCCCCCAAAGCUCGUCUGGCUGCCUAUAAGGUUUGCUGGAAUGCUGGUUGCUUUGACUCCGACAUCCUCGCUGCCUUUGACUCCGCCGUGUCAGAUGGUGUAGAUGUCAUAUCCUUAACUGUUGGUGGCGUUGUUGUGCCUUACUACCUUGACGCAAUUGCCAUCGGUGCUUAUGGUGCUUCCGACCACUAUGUUUUCGUCUCAGCUUCUGCCGGUAACGGUGGCCCUGGCGGACUCACUGUCACUAACAUAGCACCCUGGGUCACUACUGUAGGAGCCGGAGCAAUUGAUCAUGACUUUCCUGCUGAUGUAAAGCUAGGAAAUGGCGGAGACGGUUACUCUGCUUCCUUGUGUCUGGAAGGUUCUCUAGAUCCUAAAUCUGUCAAGGGUUUAUGUGAUAGAGACAUCAAUUUUAGAGCUCAAAAGGGGGAAGUUGUUAAGAAAGCAGGCGGCAUUGGUAUGAUUUUAGCAAAUGGAGUGUUCGAUGGUGAGGGUUUGGUUGCCGAUUCCCACGUUCUGCCAGCUACAUCAGUCGGCGAUUGA
Messenger RNA from Helianthus annuus (common sunflower), 546 nucleotides. RefSeq names its product subtilisin-like protease SBT1.5. Gene Ontology annotation, biological process: proteolysis. The record is from RefSeq and is a predicted model, not a curated record. Gene Ontology annotation, molecular function: serine-type endopeptidase activity. Bases 1 to 546 code for a protein of 181 amino acids. Lineage: Eukaryota; Viridiplantae; Streptophyta; Magnoliopsida; Asterales; Asteraceae. The transcript is spliced from 2 exons.